AUAGGAAGAGACGUCCUCCUGCUCUGUUUACUUUUCUCUCGUGUUAAGAGCCUGCAGAUUGGGGGACUUAUUGAGACGGGCCGUCUCUGUUUCUCCUCCUAUUCUUUCAUUCCUCUCUUAUCUAUCUGCGAGAGUGCGGCGUGGUUACUUAAGGUUCAGCUGUGCUUCUUGGUUUUUAAAACAGCUCAGGGGAGUGUGCAGAAGAAGCAAGAGUUUGUUGUGGACUGCCAGAACUUCCGAAUCAGAUUCAAUUCAGUGAAGAACGCAACCUGUGAAGGAAGAGGAAAUAAUGUUUAUCCAACGUCACCAUGUGUUUUACCAUUAAAAGAGCUUGAAUUUCGCAUUACUGCAGGUGUUUUUUGUUUCAAAUCGGUGCACUUUGUUCCGACGGUCAUGAGGCUCGCCAGAAGUGGCUGGCACUUGGCGCUGCUGCUGGCGACCGCCGGGCUGGUGACUUCCGGAAACGGUGGCGGUCAGAGGCGCGGAGGUAGCGAGAGGCGGAGAAAGCUUCAUCGCGUGCAGAACGGCCAAUGCAGCUACACCUUCAUCCUGCCGGAGAUGGAGGGCUGUCAGGGCGGAGGGGACCACAUCGCCGGGAGCAACGUGGUGCAGAGGGACGCCCCGCCGGGCGAGAGCGAGUGGUCUGCUCAGAAGCUGCAGCAUCUGGAGAUGGCCAUGGAAAAUAACACGCAGUGGCUGCAGAAGUUGGAAAACUACGUUCAGCAGAAUGUAAAGACUGGCAUGGUGCAUAUCCAAGCGGAUGCGGUUCAUAACCAGACGGCCACUAUGUUGGAGAUCGGCACUAAUCUGCUGACACAGACCGCUGAGCAGACCAGGAAACUCAAUGUAGUGGAGACUAAAGUUAUGAACCAGACAUCAAGAAUUGCAAUACAGUUAUUAGAGAAUUCACUAUCAACAAACAAACUGGAGAAGGAGCUCUUAACACAGAUUUCAGAAAUUUCAAAACUCAGAGACAAGAACAGUCGCUUGGAGGAUAAAGUCCUGGUCCUGGAGUCACAGCAGAGGAGAGAGCUGGAUGGCAUGAGGGAGGAGAAAGAGAGACUGCAGGACCUGGUGAAGAGACAGACGUCAGCUAUAACAGCUCUGGAGAGACAGCUGAGAGCCGCCAGCAGCAAUAACUCGGCCCUGCAGAGACAACAUCAGCAGCUUAUGAAGUCUGUCCACACACUCAUUGGUCUGGUGUCUGUUGGACCCGGGUUCUCACCGUCUCCACAGCGGUUUCGAGACUGUGCCGAGGCCUAUAAAUCUGGUCACAACAUCAGUGGAGUCUACCACAUUUACAUUGGAGACACGACUGAGCCGACAAAGGUCUUUUGUGAUAUGGAGACGAGUGGAGGUGGCUGGACAUUAGUCCAGCGAAGAGUCAAUGGUAGUUUAAACUUCCAGAGAGGCUGGAAAGAGUACAAAAUGGGAUUUGGUGAUCCCAGUGGAGAGCAUUGGUUGGGUAAUGAGGCCGUUCACCUGAUGACAAGUCAAGCCCAGUACUCCCUCCGAGUGGAACUUCGAGACUGGGAGGACAAUGGUGCCUACGCACUUUAUGACAAAUUUCAGCUGGCCAGUGAAAAACAACAGUACAGGCUCUUACUAGGCAGCUAUAGUGGAACAGCCGGACAGCAAAGCAGUUUAGCAUCAAACGGCACAGGUUUCAGCACCCGGGACGCCGACAACGAUAAGUGUAAUUGCAAGUGCGCCCUCAUGAUGACUGGAGGCUGGUGGUUUGAUGCAUGUGGUCUCUCCAACCUGAAUGGAAUCUACUACACAGUGGGUCACAACAUCCGCAAACUCAAUGGGAUUAAGUGGCAUCACUUCAGAGGACCCAGCUAUUCCCUGCAAUCCACCGCCAUGAUGAUCCGACCAGCUGAAUUCUAACGUAUUAUCACAUCGAAUGAACCUUCAAACCGAUAUGCCUUACAAACAUCCUCGCAAGCAACAAGGUUGUGAAAGAUAUUUGACAAACAAGAAUGUACGAAUGUGAUGUUUUAUAGCAAAUCAGAAAGACAGAAAUCUGAAAAACACCUAAUUUCUGUGCUGCGAUUUCUCUUUCAAAACACAUUUCUCUUUCUCAGCCCCACAACUUCUGUUCUCUGGACGUACGGCUCAUAAACUGAAACAAUGUCAACAAUGCUUUGACAAGGAUCAUUGUUGUGCCAUCAAAUAAGCCCCGUUCCAGAAGAACACUGAGAACUUCAGGAGGACUAAAGGGAUUAAAAACUCACGCUGAUUAUUAACAAAAGACUCAGUGAGGCUCUUCAUGUUUUUGAACUUAUUUUGAACAGGCGAUGCUGUCCAGGCGAACACCAAAUGCACCUUCAUAUUUGUAUGGUAUUUUAACAACAGCUAAUAACUGGAUAUUUUUAUAUUGUGCAUUUUUUAUGCUUCUACCUUCAUUUUUAUACACCAAUGUUCUGAAUUGCGUCCAAGCGUUAUUAGUAUCGCAAGUGUAUAUUGUAUCCUCAAUGCAAGGGGAAUUACAGAACACAUAAUGAACAAUAGCAGAAACACAGAAGAUCUGGGUAGCAUGAACAACUUAGCCCCUCAAGAUGAGCCAACCGGAAUACUGUCAUUGAGAUGAAAUGCUAAUGGCUAACGUUCCCUAAGUAUAUUAAUCUUAUUGAGUGAUAACACAUCAGCAUGGACAUUUACAGAUAAUGCCACGACUCCUUAGGUUUGAUACUACCAACGCAAGAUGAGAAUACAUGAAAUAUGUACAAUGGGACUUGGUGACAUUGUCACCAAAUGUAAUCUAUAAAUUUGUGUUCAUAGACACGGAUUUCUUCUUUCUUUCGUAUCACUCAGCACGACUUUUUUCCGUGUCACCCAGCACGACAAUCUAACAUUUUAAUACGCGAUAUCUUUCAUACGUAUGAAUACAUACCGACGCAAUCUGAUGGGAAUUGGUAGGCUACCUGUUUCACGAGGUGGCUCAUUCGUGUGAAUCCCUACAAUCUCCUUCGUACAUUUUAUUAUGUUUUGAUUUGCCCCUGUGACAUUGGUUUAGGGGCGGGGUUCUGGUGGGCCUUUAACGUUGCUUUGCCAGCUUGUAAAAUUUGAGCGUUUUAGCGAAAUUAGCCUUUGCGGCUGUGAUUUUAGGGGUUUGGGCUGGGAUAAGGUGUCGGUUAGCCACCUCCUUAAAUAUGUAUGACUGUUUUUGAUAUCGGGUUAUAAAUAUAUAAAUGUAUACUGUGUAUUGAAAGUCGUGCUGCUGACUGACAUGAAAAAAGGGGGAAAUUCGUGUCCAUGAACACGAAUCAAUAGAUUCUAAAUUUCAUGCCUAUGCCACCAACUGCCUUGAGACUGGGUUGGUUCUUGCAUACUUACGUAAAGUAUGUGUCCGGCCCUAGAAAAGUUGGCCUUACUCAUGUGAUUUGUAAUUUUUUUUGUGUGUGUGUGAAAGAAAAAUGCUAUGUUUUGUUUACUUAUGUCUUUGUAUUCUUUAAAUAGAAUGACCUGUUCUUACAAUGUAUGAAAAGUCAUGUACAGUAUAUUUGAAGGAUGCACUUUAAGGAGCAAAAUAAGAGGUUCACCCCGUUGGCAGAUACGCUGACUGUCUCUACAACUGUACGAUAUAAAUGAGGUUAUUAAGUUGCUGCUUUACAGUAUUACCUUUUGACCGUAAACCUUUCAACAUGUAUUACUUCUUUUAGCCAAUAAACCUUUCAUUGCAUAAUAAACCUUGCAGUAACAUAAAAAGAUCAGCUAUACGCACUCAAACUGGAUAGUAGCUUUUCGACAGGUCGAAGUUUAUUUUACUGUCUUGAACAAAAUAUGUUGAAAACGCCAAAGGCUGUUCUGUCUAUUGAGGUCCUAGCUUCCUAGUUCAUGUUUUUUACUUUAUAUUAAACUCAAUUCCAUAUUUCUGCCAAGAACAGCAGAAGCGGAAAACAUUCCCUCUGUAAAUGUUUAUGAUAAAUCUUUUUUGUUUGUUUUGUGAGUUCUGCAAGAGCAAUAAAGUGCUUUUUACAUA
Triplophysa rosa is the source of this 3985-nucleotide messenger RNA. It is a transcript of the gene angpt4, whose product is annotated as angiopoietin 4. The record is from RefSeq and is a predicted model, not a curated record. The coding region runs from base 394 to 1890 and encodes 498 amino acids. The transcript has 9 exons. Lineage: Eukaryota; Metazoa; Chordata; Actinopteri; Cypriniformes; Nemacheilidae.